This is a messenger RNA of Austrofundulus limnaeus, 3824 nucleotides long. It is a transcript of the gene kcnk2b, whose product is annotated as potassium channel, subfamily K, member 2b. The record is from RefSeq and is a predicted model, not a curated record. Lineage: Eukaryota; Metazoa; Chordata; Actinopteri; Cyprinodontiformes; Rivulidae. Gene Ontology annotation, biological process: potassium ion transmembrane transport; stabilization of membrane potential. Bases 178 to 1479 code for a protein of 433 amino acids. Gene Ontology annotation, molecular function: potassium ion leak channel activity; outward rectifier potassium channel activity. The transcript has 7 exons. Gene Ontology annotation, cellular component: plasma membrane.
UGGGGGGUCGGCAGGCAGAGCUGCACGCGGAGACCAUGUGGAGGAGAGCGGGCAGCUCGUGAGGAAGGAGCGCGGGAGGCAGAGCCUCGAGUCUGAGAGGAGAGGAGGAGAAAGCUUCGCGUGCGCUUUCCUGGAUCAAAAAGGCUUCAGGGAACCAGAGAGACGAGAUGGUAGAGAAUGGCUGCACCUGAUCUCCUUGACCCAAAGGCUGCCGUCCACAACGCCAAGCCCCGYCUGUCGUUUUCUACAAAGCCAGUGGUGCUGAACACUCCAGAGGACGAUGAGUGCGACACCCGGACUACCGUCAUGAGGUGGAAAACUGUGCUGGCCAUCUUCUUCCUGGUGGUGCUGUACCUCAUCAUCGGAGCUGCGGUGUUCAGAGCCCUGGAGCAGCCUCAGGAAACCAACAAGAAACUGGACAUUUUGGCUAAAAAGCUGGACUUUUUGGUCACGCACACCUGCGUGAACUCAUCUGAGCUGGAGAGUCUUGUCAAGGAAGUGGUUACAGCAGUUCGAGGAGGAGUGAAUCCAUCAGGACAUUUAUCCAAUCAAACGAGCCUGUGGGACCUCAGCUCCUCCUUUUUCUUCGCUGGGACUGUCAUCACCACAAUCGGGUUUGGGAACAUCUCUCCUCACACAGAAGGAGGGCGGAUCUUCUGCAUAAUCUAUGCUCUGCUGGGGAUCCCCUUGUUCGGGUUCUUGCUGGCAGGCGUCGGGGACCAGUUGGGAACUAUUUUUGGCAAGGGCAUCGCCAAAGUGGAGAAGAUGAUUGUGAAGUGGAAAGUCAGCCAGACGAAGAUCCGUGUCAUCUCAACCCUGCUCUUCAUCCUCUUCGGGUGCCUCAUCUUCGUGGCCCUGCCGGCCGUCAUCUUCAAGUACAUCGAGGGCUGGAGCACACUCGAGUCCCUCUACUUCGUCGUCAUCACCCUCACCACCAUCGGUUUCGGGGACUUUGUUGUUGGAGAAAAAAGUAACUCGACUGAGGGUAGAUCAGAGAGUCUGGAGUACUACUACAAGCCCGUGGCGUUGUUCUGGAUCCUGGUGGGCCUGGCGUACUUCGCUGCCGUUCUCAGCAUGAUCGGAGACUGGUUCAGAGUCAUCUCCAAGAAAACUAAAGAGGAGGUCGGCGAGUUCCGCGCACACGCAGCCGAGUGGACGGCAAACGUAUCGGCGGAGUUCAAAGAAACCCGCAGGAGGCUCAGCGUCGACAUCUACGACCGGUUCCAGCGGGCCGCGUCCAUCAAGCGCAAGCUGUCCUCUGAGCUAGGAAUUAACGCCACCAUGAACCAGGAAAUGACCCCCGGGAAGAGGACGCUGUCAGUCAACCUGUGCGAGGACAGAGAGACGUACUCCAACAUGACGCUCUCGCUCAGUCCCGUCCCAGGAGCUCUGACCAGAAACGGCAGCUUCUGUCUGAACGGCCUGAGUCCAAACCACGCCGACAGGCAGGAGAUCGCCAUCAUCGAAACCCUUAAAUGAAAAAAACGCUUCAAAAAUGACGGUUUCGUGUGUGGGACGCUGACAGCACACAUGCUUUUGCGCACAUCGAUGAACUCAUAAGGUACCCAAACACAUUCAUGAAUCCGAUUGUGUUUCUCUGAUUUAAAGACUUUAAGCAUUUUUAUUUGCCUCUCAAACACGUAAAAACGGUUGCAUUCACUGAUGAAGGAAGUCAGACUUAAGUGUCGUCCCUGCUGCUGAAUCAGCAACAAAAACCAAACGGAAAGUACGCUUCGAACUAAAACAUAAAGGUUUCAGAGAUGAAAGAAAAUGAGUCCAUUCUGACUGAUCAUUGCCUGGAAAACACUGAAACAUAGAAAUAUAUGAAGCAAUAGAUGCAUUUGUGUCUCCUCUUGGAUGUCCAGAGACCCUGAGAUCUGGAUCGGAUUGAGGAACGUCACCGUUAAAAAAGAAACAUCAUCAGCCUUCGUGACUUUAUGGUUCUUUGCAGGCAGCAGCUUUGCAUCAAUACAAAAAGGAAUGUCACUUUGGAUUAAGCUCUUUUUCUUUCAUUAUGAAUUUACAAGCUUCGUUGCUUCUUCAUCCACCAUCCUUUGAGAGACAAAUGUUGACCUUUUAGUUUCUUAACGAGCAGCGUUCAUCUAUUUAUCUAAAGGAAUAAUCCAUUGGUGCCUUACUGAAAACCUGCAUAUACAGUAUGAGGAUGUAUGACAGAUUGAGCCUCGUCUCUCCACUUGUACUUGUUAAAUUUGUGCACAGCAGUAAUGUCGUUUUUGAUCCUUGGAUGAUUAGGAUAUUUUUAAACUCUUUAUAACCCCAUCAAAUGUAAAACGGGAUUCUACGGUGGGGCAUGGGCUGGUUUUAAAAGUUUUUGUACCUUCAAAAAAGAAAACACUAUUCUCUCAUUCUGACCUUUUUUAAGUCACAUGAGGCUUGUCUUUGAAACUAAUUUCUCUUGGAUCUGUAAYGACUGGAGAUACAAAACUUUUAAAAACAAUGAGAUAGCAGCUUGUUUGUGCGUGCUCACUAUCACUUUGACUUAAAAACUAAAACAACAAUAAAGCCGUUUUUAGCCAUUUCUUUUCUACUUUUGCAUCCCUUUACCUGGAUUCUGUCAUCAUCAAACUUUUGACUGGAUUUUACAAAGAGCCGUAAUUUAGAAGACACUGUAAACAGGAUAUUUCAACAUUUAUAUAGAGAUAAAUGGGGCCGAACACUCCUCCUUGCUGCGAGCUGUCAGUCAGCUGUAUGACGGCAGAACGAGGAGACAAUUGGCCGUUUGGACAUUUUUCCUGUAGCAAAAUAAUAUUUAUAACUUCUCUACAAAAACAGCACCACUCGUCUCUUUUUUAAAGAUAAUUUUGUUUGAAGAAAAGGUUUACAGAAAACUAUUCAAUAUCAGUGAAAAAGCAGCACCGUUACCAUGGCAGAAACUGUACAUAGAUAGCAUCUGACUUUAGUAGUAUUCAUAAAUGAAGCUGUUUUUCUACUGCAUUUAUAUUCAGACCUUUCACUGUUUAUAAAUCUGUCUAAAAAGCCUAAGAUAUUUUAAAAUGCCCUACAGACUUGUCAGUGUUUGAGCUGAGUGUUCGUUUUAUAGGAUACAACUAUCAAAACACUUGCUGUUAAUCUGUGCAGCAAAAUAAAUUUUAAGCAAAUAAAUAUCCAAUUUAUAUUAUAGCUACAAAUAUAAAUAAAAUAAUAGUUGUUAAAAAAUAAAAGUUUUUAAGUUUAGCCACAGAAGUGACAAUUGAUAUAAUUUAUUUAUUUUUAAAUUGAGCGUUUAAAACCGUUUUUAUUGUUUAUACCAUGAAACUGUGAUUUUUUUUAUUUUUAUUUUUUUUGCCAUGUUUGUUAUUCCUUCGACUUUACACCAGCCCAUGCCUAGAAAUAAAUAAUGUUUUAGGGAUUUAUUACACAACCCAAUGUGUAGAAAGAUUCCUAAUCACAUAGUUUUGUUUUUUGUUUUUUUUGUUUUGUCAGUCAAACUAUUUUUUUCUUUACCAAAGUAAGGAUUCGGUUGAUUUGAAUGAAGAUUUUCCAGUUCUCGGUGCGAUUAAAGCGACAGGAGCACUCUUUGUUGUUUUUAAAUCCUGUUAUAUACGGUUUUAGGACUGAUUGUUAACUUUAGAAAAAUUAAAUGUAUUAUCAUUUUAUUCCCCGUAAAUGAACCUUUGAUGAUGCUGCUGCCACUGAAAACCUGGAAGUUUGAAGCAGAUCUCUUCAGCUUGUUUGGCAACAUUUCCUCAACUGAAAACAAAACUGGGUUUGGAUUGUUUUGCCGAUACUGAAUGUACGCCAUAAGAAACCUUUUUAUUUGAGCUUCUUGUUACAGACUCAAUAAACAAGCCUUGCGAGGUGAA